Molecule: messenger RNA, 843 nt
Organism: Penicillium atrosanguineum
Lineage: Eukaryota; Fungi; Ascomycota; Eurotiomycetes; Eurotiales; Aspergillaceae
Exons: 2
Coding region: 1-843 (280 amino acids)
Source: RefSeq, a predicted model, not a curated record
AUGCUGAACCACGAGAUAAUCUCAAUAUCCGAACCUGCUGAACGGACUUGCAACACACCAACCCAUACAACCGUAUUUGACGACCCAGUUGAAUCGAAGAUUUCGAACCCUAUUGAUGACGGAGAUGCCGUAGGACCUCCCUACGAAGGAGGAACUUACAUCAUUCGAAACACCCAGACAAAACUUGCAAUCACACUCAGAGAUUCCCUUCUCUGUCUAGUGCCUCAGGACACAGAAAAUGAUCGAGCAAGUCACUGGCACUGUGAAGCAGGGACAUUAAAUUGGCUUGGUUUCUGCAAUGCGGUGUCAGGAACCUACAUAGGAUACAACAUCCACGGGAAUAUCAUUGCCGAGGCGAGACACCACCUUUGGUGGGAGUAUUGUUCUAUACGCCCACAUCCUGGUGGUGGAUACCAGCUCCUUGUUUUGCACUGGUUUGAGAAUAAGCCGAUACGAAUUGGAGAUGAGGGCACACAACUAGUCUUAGGAACGAGAGAAGAAAGAGAGACAGGAACUGAUACUCAUAUAGAACAGGCAAGCACCGCGUGGGCUGAGGGAACAUGGUGGCUGUGUACUUCUCAGGAUACAGCCGUUGCUUACAACGCAAACACAUCAGGUCAUUUCGAGGAUGCAUGCAGCGAUGUCAGCGGCAAGAUGUACAAGUGCGUGUCUAAGAGCUUGGACUUCUUCAGCUACGGAGUACAAGAUCAGCUGUGUAAGGUACCGGGAGGAAAAGACUGCGUCUUUGAGCAAAGCUGCAAGCAGCGUGUCUACAAAGCCUCAGCAUUGGAGUACGAUAUCAACAACUGCGCCAAUGCUGCUACCAUUGGACAAGCCAGUUAG